AUGAAGAGUGAACACUUUCCAUUUUCGUACGAAAGUAAUCUUCUCAUUUUGGAAAGGGUGACUCAUAAUCUAUUGAAUGCUGCGGCGGCCGCGGCGGCGGCGGCGGAAGCCUUGGGCGGUAGCGGGGGUGGGAGACGCAUGCCUCCCCCGCUACUUCGGUCCCGCACGCUACCGGCCAUCAUCGCGCCCGGAUUUUCUAUACUGCACGCACAGAUCGAUCCCCAGAGAACAAAUGGCCAGAGGCGCUUACUUGAUCAUGCCAGCGGUUUCUUCUCCGAUACAAAUGGAGAGUCCCCCGACUAG
Messenger RNA from Arctia plantaginis, 303 nucleotides. The record is from the annotation of a GenBank genome assembly. NCBI's taxonomy places the organism in Eukaryota, Metazoa, Arthropoda, Insecta, Lepidoptera, Erebidae.